This is a messenger RNA of Paramuricea clavata, 340 nucleotides long. The record is from the annotation of a GenBank genome assembly. Lineage: Eukaryota; Metazoa; Cnidaria; Anthozoa; Malacalcyonacea; Plexauridae.
AUGAGUAGAGCUCAACUAUAUCCGGUCCCAACGGUAUCUGAACCAUUUAAGAAAAUUGCAAUCGACUUGAUAGGUGAAUUACCAAAAACAAAAACAGGGUACAAAUAUGUUUUGACCUUGAUUGAUUAUGCUACUCGAUAUCCGGAAGCAAUUCCGCUGAAAACAACUCAUUCUCGCGUUAUUGCUGAAGCGUUAAUUAGUGUAUUUUCACGGGUGGGCCUACCAAAUGAAAUAGUCUCUGAACAAGGAUCUAAUUUAUUUGGACAACUGAUGAGACAGUUGUACGAAUUAUUGGGUAUUUCGCAUAUUAAAACGUCGGUUUAUCAUCCAGAGGCUAAUG